AUGUCCUUCACCAAUGCCCCGGUGACGCGCUCCCUCGCCGUCAGCCUCGUCGGCACCUCCAUAGCCGCAAGCCUCUUCGACAUAAAGCACUACUUCUACAUCUUCGCCGACUCCCACAUCUGGCACUACCACCAGCUCUGGCGCCCCCUCACAUACCAACUGUGCUACAUCAACUCGAGCGAGGUCCUCUUCGCCUGCGUGGCCCUGUACCAGCUCCGAGUUGUCGAGCGCAUGUGGGGGUCCAGGAAAUUCGCUUCCUUCCUCAUAGUCACAUCCAUCUUCACAGCCAUCAUCCCCCCCGUCCUCAUAUCCCUCCUUCAACCCCUCACGGCCAGCUACUUCAACUACCUCCCCGCCGGUCCCACCUCCCUCAUCUUCGCCAUCCUCGCCCAAUACUACGCCAUAAUCCCCCACAUCUACCGCUACCGCGUCGCCACCUCUUCUCCUAAACCCCCUCCUCCUCCCACCGACCCUUCUUCUUCAUCCUCAACGACCAACAACCGCCCCGGAGACGACGACUCCUUCUCCGGCCUCACCUUCUCCGACAAAUCAUACCGCUACCUCCUCCCCCUCCAACUCGCCGUGUUCCAAUUCCCCGCCUCCCUCAUCACGGCCCCCGUAGGCUGGGCUCUAGGUUACGCGUGGCGCUCGGGACUGUUUCCUUCGCGCCUUACCAGCUGGCGGCUCCCCGGGUGGCUCGUCGGCGCGUCGUCCCAGAAACCCUCGGCGCAGUUUGAGGGGCUGAGGAGGAGGUUGGAGGACGAGGAUAUUACGGAGGCGACGACGGCUAUUGCUACGGGGGUUCAGGGGGCGGAGGGGAGGGGGGAGGGAGGUCCGCAGAGGAGGACGGUUACGCAGGCGAUAUUUCAGCAGUUUUUGUGA
This is a messenger RNA of Scedosporium apiospermum, 882 nucleotides long. RefSeq lists its product as uncharacterized. Gene Ontology annotation, molecular function: serine-type endopeptidase activity. The transcript is spliced from 2 exons. The coding region runs from base 1 to 882 and encodes 293 amino acids. The record is from RefSeq and is a predicted model, not a curated record. NCBI's taxonomy places the organism in Eukaryota, Fungi, Ascomycota, Sordariomycetes, Microascales, Microascaceae. Gene Ontology annotation, cellular component: membrane.